AUGAGUGAAUAAUAAACUCAAAAAAGCAUUUACCCAUUUUAUUAAUUUUGUUUAGGAGGAGCAUCACAAAACUUUUUGAAAUGUACUAAUUGUUUUAUCUUGGGUGUUAUUAUUAUUAUAUUGCUUUUUAUUCUGAUUCUAUAAUUGCGAAGAAGAUAUCGAACAGGAACUAAGAAAUUAUCAAAAAAGUGCAUCAUUUUGUACAUGAUAAUAACAAAUUUUCUAAGUAAUCAUGAUAACCAAAUUCUAGUAUUAUUAGUAGAGUCCUUCAUCAUUAGCAAUAAAUACAUAACAUAAUUAGAACCGUACUUUAGAACAAUGGUGUUCAUCUUCUUUUAUUAUUAUGUUAGUCUUAAAUUAAGCAAAUUAUCAACUGAUAGGAAGAAAGCAUAAGCAAAAUUCAGAUACAUUACUUUGUUCUUAUUUGCUUUAGUGCUUAUUGGCUUAAUAUUUGUACUCGUAGAAUUGAUUCAAGAUGAUUAAGUUUUCUAUGAAUGCUAUUGUAAGAAAUAACUAAUUCUAGUUAAAUAUAGUAAGAUCUCGAGAAUAGUUGGAGGAUGUGUAACAGCAAUUCUAGUUAUCUUUAGUAUGAAGUUAUAAAAUAAAAUGGAUGAUAAAGUUUAACCGCUUUAUAAAGAUCUUCCACUUUUAUAAAUGAAAACAUUUUAAAAUAAUGAAACUCAAAGGGAAGAUUUAAGAAUACUAAUUGUUAUGUAUAGUGCUUCCUAAUUUUUAACUAUAUUCUAAAUGAUUUACUUUAUUGCAAAGGAACAACUCAAUUCUGAAUUAUAAUUUCCUAAUUGUACACCUUGUCAAAUGAUUCCUUGUUUGAAGAUGUCGAUAAAUAACACAAUUGCAUUUGAAUUAUUAUUGAGAUUGUGUUUCUUAACAAUUAUCAUCAUAUUGCCAUAUCUAGCCCUUAUUUCCUUUUUUUGGGUCAAUUCAAAUUAAUUACAUAAUGAUUAUGUAUUAGAUUCUAUAUUAAAUAUAUUAUAGCAUAGAACCAUCUCGAAUGAAGAAGAUAUUUGGAUUAAUUUCUUUAAGAAAAUGGGAUAUGAAAAAUCCAAGAUGGCAUUAUCAGACAUCACAGAAUAAUAAGAAAAAUCUUCAUCAUUAGAUGUUUCUAAAUGA
Paramecium pentaurelia is the source of this 1131-nucleotide messenger RNA. The record is from the annotation of a GenBank genome assembly. Lineage: Eukaryota; Ciliophora; Oligohymenophorea; Peniculida; Parameciidae.